This is a messenger RNA of Geodia barretti, 3272 nucleotides long. The record is from the annotation of a GenBank genome assembly. NCBI's taxonomy places the organism in Eukaryota, Metazoa, Porifera, Demospongiae, Tetractinellida, Geodiidae.
UCACUCCUCUUGACUGUGCACAGACAAACAAAAUGAGGAAGUUUCUGCUUAGUCGUGGAGGGAGAGGCUCAAAGACAUCCCUCCCAUUCCAACCUACUGUGCAGCAGACAGUGUCAGGUUCAUCUGCUCUACUACAAGCCAGUAGAAAUGGUUAUCUUAGUCAAGUGAAGUAUCUGGUUGAGGAAAGACAUGUUGAUCCACAUUCUUGUGAAGAUGAAGCAAAAUUGUCUCCCCUUCACUUUGCUUCUGCAUUUGGUCGUUUAGACAUUGUAAGGUAUUUAGUGGAAGAAAGAAACUGCCACACAGAGUGUAGGAAUAAGUUUGGAAGCACUCCUCUUCAUCUUGCUGCAGUGGGAGGUAGAUUAGGUACAGUGAAGUACCUGAUCAAUGAAGGAGGCUGUGAUCCAAUGUGUAGAGGUAGGAAUGGUUGGACUCCUCUUCACUGUGCAUGUGAGAGUGGCAGACUGGACAUGGUGAAGUAUUUGAUAGAGGAGAAGGACGUCAAUUCCUCAUGUCAAAAUGGGAAUGGUGGCACUCCACUUCAUGUAGCAGCUCAGCAUGCACCACUGGAGGUGGUGAAAUACCUCAUUGAAGAACAACGUUGUGAUGAUAGUGUUAGAAGUACGUUAGGAAGCCUUCCAAUCCAUGCUGCUGCACUGGGAGGUAGGUUAGAUACAGUGAAGUACCUGAUCAAUGAAAGAGGCUGUGAUCCAAUGUGUAGAGGUAGGAAUGGUUGGACUCCUCUUCACUGUGCAUGUAAGGGUGGCAGACUGGACACAGUGAAAUAUUUGAUAGAAGAGAAGAACGUUGACUCCUCGUGUCAGGCUAAGGAUGGCAUUCUUCCACUCCACAUUGCUUCCAGUAAUGGUCACCUGCCAGUAGUGAAGUUACUUGUUGAAGAUUACCAUUGCAAUCCUGGCGUCAAGGACAAGAGUGGAACGACUCCUGGAGAAUUGGCUCAGAGAAAGGGCCAUGUCGAGAUAUCUUCAUACUUGUCAUCCAUGGAGAAGGCCGUCCCUAGUGAAGCUAGUCCCUACUUUAUUCCAGAGGACACAUCAUUACUCAGGGAGUCAGAGGACGCCAGCCAUGAAGAAGUUGAAGAGGACACAUCAUUACUCAGGGAGUCAGAGGACGCCAGCCAUGAAGAAGUUGAAGAAUCGUUUUCCAUAUUUCUCGAGGAGGCAAUGAAGAAAGGCUAUGUGGAGGUGAAGCUGGUGAAGGUGAUAGUAGUGGGUCCUGCAGGUGUUGGUAAAACCUGCCUCAUCUACCUCCUCCUUGGUAAAGACCCACCAGACAAGAGACACAGCACCGGCUGUGCUGAACGAUCAAUACGAGUGAUACGUAUAGGCAAAGAAGGAGAGGAGUGGAGCGAAAUAUCUACUGAAGAGUUCAUGAAGAUGAUUGCAGAAGCAGUUCCUAUUCUCUAUAGUGAGCUUACGGCCACAACAGAACAUCCAGAAGAAGAAGAUAAGAUGGAAAGAAGAGGUGAGUAAAGGAGGAAUUGAAGUAGCUAUGGAGAGUGAACCGGUUGAAGAACACGAGAUAGAGGGAAUGGUCGGAGAAGGCAUGAGUGAGUUUGACAACUUUGCUCAACAUAGUACUGAUCAGGGUAUGGCUAAAGACAAGAGUGAUAAUAGUGCAAAGAGUAGAAGAGAAGUCAUUGAUGAUGUGAUUCAGAGACUUACAAAGCUAGUGGGAAGUGGCAAGACAUCACGUCGUCUACUCGACAUGGAGAUGAUCUACCUAACAGACUGUGGAGGCCAGCAAGCCUACUGGGAUCUUGCUCCAAUCUUCAUGCGUGACACCUCGGCCACACUCUUUGUCCACCGACUGUGUGAGAAACUUGAUGAACAUCCUCUCAAUGAUCUCUACCAGAGUGGGAAGAGAGUUGGCGAUGAACAGAGAGCUAGACUCACCACUGCACAGGCCUUCAAGACAAUGCUUCAAGGACUAGACAAAGAGGAAAAUCGUUCAAAGAUAAUUGUUGUUGGAACUCACAAGGACUUACUUGACGAAUGUGGUGAAAAACCAGGAGAUAAAGAUGAUAUAUUGAAAAAAAUUGCAUCACCACAUUUUGACGAUGACGUGGUUUAUUGCAAUGAAAGUAUGAAUGAUGUUUUAUUCCAGAUGAAUACGAAAACCCCAAAUGACGAAGAUAAAAAAGAGGCCGGCAAGAUUAGAACGAGCGUCCACAAAGUUGCCACCUACCACAAGAUACCAAUCUGGUGGUUUAUUCUCCAGAGAAUUCUUGAAGCCUUGGCAGAAAAAUUGAACAGAAAGGUCCUCACCAAAGAAGAAUGUGCCCACGUCUCAAAUAUUCUGGGGUUUACUGAAGGAGAGCUUGAAGCUGCACUAUCCUUUCUUGACAAACUGAACAUUUUUCUGUACAAGAAAAAGAUUCUCCCUGAUUUAAUAUUCACUGACGCUCAGGUGCCUUUGGAUAAGUUGUCGUCUCUUGUUGAAAAACAGUAUUGCUUGAAAGUGGCCGAGAAAGCACCAGAAAAAGCUAUGGACGUAGCAACAAGUGGCUGCAAGGCAUUUAGAGACAAAGGAAUUCUUACUGUCGAGUUUCUGAAGGAGUUUAAAAAGCACUAUGUGAAUGGAAUAUUCACCGCAAACCACUUUAUAACUCUACUUGAAAAGCUGCUCAUUGUUUCAAAAUUGUCAAAAACCAAAUACUUUUUUCCAGCAAUUCUGAAUUGCACCGGAGAAUCUCAAAUAAUAGACUGUCUCACCACCGCUUCAGGAAUAAUAUCGCCACUGGUGGUGUGGUUCCCCACUGGCUGGGCUCCUCCUGGUGUCUUCUGCUGCAGUGUGUGCCACCUGCAGACACAGGCUGGCUGGGAAAUCAAAAAGCCAACGAAAACGUGACAACACCGAAACACCAGUCAACUAUAUCUCACGUAAUUCUAUCACGUUCACAAAGCGUGGCAGGCUUGGCUCAGUGACAUUAAUUGACAACUUCUCAUUCUUUGCCAUCUGUGUAAACGUUGAUAUCAGAAAGAUAAGUGGUGAAAAUUUAGUCAGACACUGCAAGGCUAUCAAGUCCGAGGUGUUUGAUGCGGUCAAAGCAGGUCUACGCAACACUCACCACAUGCAGACACUUCCCCAGAGCCUGCAUUUGUCUGCCCAGCUCACCAGAAUGUAGUUAGUAGCACGGAGCUACAUGUGGCCCACAUCUCAGACACAAUGAAGUACUGGAUAUGUGAUGAGGAUACAGAUAUAUCUUCUGAUCUCUCUCCACGUCAGACUGUGUGGCUUGGUGGACCAGG